Molecule: messenger RNA, 846 nt
Organism: Trypanosoma cruzi
Lineage: Eukaryota; Euglenozoa; Kinetoplastea; Trypanosomatida; Trypanosomatidae
Product: mucin-associated surface protein (MASP), putative
Exons: 1
Coding region: 1-846 (281 amino acids)
Source: RefSeq, a predicted model, not a curated record
AUGGCGAUGAUGAUGACUGGCCGUGUGCUGCUGGUGUGUGCCCUCUGCGUGCUGUGGUGCGGUGCCGGCGGUAGGUGUGAAGAGGAGGUGGUACCUGUUGCCGAAAUAACUGUUGAUUCUGCGAGUGGUGGUGUUGUUACCGACAAAGAAAUCGAUCGUACGGUGACUGGUGGAGCAGGAAACCCUUCCGUAGAGAAAACACAGCCGCAAAACGUUGAAGAUUCCGCACCCGGGUCCCCGCAAUCGCAAGCUGGCUCAGAUAUUGAAUUAACAAAACAGCAGCCACACACCGACCAAAAAAAUACGGAUCCACCGCCACAUUCAAAAUCACUGCAAGAAGAGCGGCGUGAUGGAACAUCCGAAAAUUCGCCAGGGGAAUCGGCGACUUCACUCAGUCAAGGGGACACGAAGCAUGCAUCUAUUGAAAGUCCGGAGCGUAAUAAUCCGCCAACUGUUUCAAGUAACGACGAUGUUGUCAGCCGUAAAAGUGAGGAGCGCACAGAAGAUAAUUCGGGGAGUACUGAAACUCAUGUUGCCGCACCGUCAGAAGAGGGGCAGGAGCGUGAAAAUGUCACUUCUUCCUUGGAACAACCUCGGGAAACUUCCACAGCCGCACCGAACGUUACCACUCAAACAACCUCCAUGACGCCGCCUAAAGACAGUGAAAGCAGCAGCGUCAAAAUGAGUGAGGCAUCACCUCAAUCAACAGGGACCGCCAACACAAAUCAAACGGCGACGAUUACACAAAACAGUGACGGCAGCACCGCGGCCUCCCACACCACCUCCCCUCCCUUGCUUCUUCUUGUUGUUGUUGUGUGUGCGGCUGCUGCUGCGGUGGCCGCGUGA